Molecule: messenger RNA, 1256 nt
Organism: Mytilus californianus (California mussel)
Lineage: Eukaryota; Metazoa; Mollusca; Bivalvia; Mytilida; Mytilidae
Exons: 3
Coding region: 87-458 (123 amino acids)
Source: RefSeq, a predicted model, not a curated record
CACAUUAUCUUGUGAAAUAUACAGCAAGCAAAACUUAUAAAGUCAGAACCAGAGGUUUCUUAAGAUGUAAUGGAAAGAUUCAAAACAUGGUCUCCUAUGAGGUACAGUAUGGAACCAGGAGACAAGUUGCCACUGCUUUUAUUAUUGGAUCUGGGACAGAGACCGAGAUGAUCCAAAUGAAAACAGACAGAGAGACAUCACAGCCACCAGGUGAAGCAUCCACAAGACUACCAACACCACCUUCAACUGAACAAACAGGACAGCCAACUAGUCCACCUACCAUCAGACGUCACGCCAAGAGGAAAAGGACAACAAGUACGACACCAAUGAGGCAAUCAAAAACUGCUGCAAAAAUUUUAUACAGCAAAGUAUCACUCUCCAAAACUACACCAUCUACAACAUCUGAAUCAACAACCAGACAAUCAGCCUCUACCUCCAGAAUAGUACCACCAACAUAGCUUACAUCAACACAACCACCAUCACAAGCACCUUCAACCAUGUAUGCAUGUUCCAUUUUUCCUGAUGAACACAAGAUUAUUAAGUUAUUAUAUGUUAUAAUAGAGGGAGUUGCCACACUUGACCAUAAACUAACUGAUAUCAAUAGACGCCUAAAGACCCUUGAAGCCAAACAGGACAAUUUGCAUAACCUACUGCAAAGACAUUAUGCAAAGAAGUGACAACUUCCUUGAAUGUGAAACAUGAGAGAUUUCUGUGAAUUUAUCACUACAGACAUUGCUAUGACCAUUGAAAAUAUGAAAGUGUUUCUUUUACUUUUUCGUUCAAUUUGAAGACUGAGUUAGAAUUGCAUGUUUCUGUUGAUAUAUUGUGCAAAAUGAUCACAAGAUAACUAUGAGAAAACAGAAUGACCAAACAAAGAUCAUUGACCUUCAUAUAUUUAGUGAAAUAAAUAAAAAAACAAUUGUUAAUAUAAUUGUUAUCAUUAAAUACUUAGUUACACAAUAUUUUAAUAAAAAUAUUACAUGAAAAUAACAACUUCACACAUAAAAAUACAAAUCAUUCACAAAAGUAGUUUACCAUUAGAAGUCUCAGACAAUUUUGAUCUACAUGAAGUGACGAUUUGAACAUUUUUGCCAGAUAUUGUUUAUCUAUAACUAUACAGAUUUUGUCCAUCUAUAAGUUUCCCAGAUUUUGUGAUUAGUCACAAAUUAUUUUUAGUGUUUCCCAGUUGGAAGGCAGAAUCCAAAAAAAAUAUGUUUAAUCUAUAUGCCCCAAGGAUAAUUAUGGUUUCAAUUGGC